AUGGGCUUGAACAUUUUUCAGAAAAAACCAACUGAGGCUAAUGAUAAUAAUUUGGCAAGUUAUAAUAUUUCAAGUCCUAAAUUAUUAAAUUAUAACUAUGACGAAAUAGAACAGACUCCCCCAACAACAAGUCGACCAUUAUUACCUACUUCAGAUAGUUAUCAUGUUCAAUUCAAAGUAAAUAAUGGUAAAUCUCAAUCACAACAAGAAUCAACAAAACUUAUCGAUCCAACUAGAUCUAGGACUUAUAAAUCUCAAAGAAUAAAUCUACCUAAUAGUUCAAAUGGUUCAAAUAGUCCAAAUUCAAUAUUAACCCCUCCACAAACAUCUACUUCAAAUUUUACAGAACCUGUCAAUAAUCGAACUUCUGCUACUAAAAGGAAUAGAUCACCAAAUACUCCAAAUUCUUCAAAAAUGUCAAAUGCAUCUCAUAUGAAUAAAUCAUCCGAUUCAUUAAAUCAAAUAAGAGCAAGGAGAAUGAAUGCUUCAAAAAAGCCCAAACAAAGAACAGUAAAUAAUUCAAGAAAUGGAAAGGGUAGGCCAAUUCGAAGAAGAAAUAGUAUGGCUUCUUCAAAGGAUUCUUUGAUAUUGAUGAAAAAGUUAACCAAUGAAUCAAAUACCCGAACCAAAGGUUCUAAACCUAUUAUUAAUGACAGAAGCUUGCAGAGUGAUAUACUGUCUAAACCAAUAGCUAAAUCAAAACCAUCAAAUAAUGGCAAUCGUAAACACAAACGUGAUAGGACGUCUGAUCCAAAAUUCAAAACUCCAUAUCCAAUAAAUGAUGAAAUUAUAAGUAUUAUCAUAACGGACGAAGUAGACGAGGAAGGGGCAAACGUUGAAGAUUAUGAAGAAAUAGAAGAUGAAGAAUUUCCAGUGGGAUUCGAGCCAGUUAUUGCAAGAAAAAGCCAAAGUCCACAAUUAGUCAAAAUUGAAACAUCACAUGCAUCGAAUAACAAUCAGCAAUCCGCAACUCCUACGGUUGGUGCAUCUGAAAAUGUAAAUAAUGCAAGACUAUUAUCGCGUCAAAAUACUUUGAGACAAUUAACCAGUUCUUCCCAGCCCCACGAAGGUCCUUCAUCAUCGUCCCCACAAUUAAAUUCAGGAUUAUACAAUAGACGCCAAGACACAACCACUACAAGCAUUUAUUCUUCCAGUACUGAUGAGCCUCAAAUUGAUCGAGAACAAGCAGUUGCGUGUAUUUUAGAGAGAACUGGAAGUACGGCUCAGAAUGGUAGAAGAGGAAGAAGAAAUCCUGAGUCGAAACGCAAUCCUAGGUUGAGAAACCAAGUAUCAACCAGCUCAAAUAUGAAUAUGUCCAGAGGUGGAACAAUUGAUGAAAAUUUGGAAAGCCAUGAACCUCAAACAGAAAGCAUACGAAGAUCAAGUAUCACUUCAACUACGCCCACAUUCCAUACUACUUUCUCAAGUAUUCCAGAAUCAUCCACCUCAUCAACUGCUUUAACAUCUACAACAAUCUCCCAUACAAUAAGAAUGCAACAAACAAGAUCAGCAAUAAUAGAAAGACUCAAUAGAAGAAUUGAUCCAACUCUGUAUUCAUCAACAGAAAUAACAUCAACCAUAAGAGAAGAAGAUCAACCACCUCCAUUAGAUGAAUAUGCUUAUUCACAUCAACAAUUUGAAAAUUCACCACCAUAUAGAGAAAAAUUACAUAAAAGAAUAGAUCUUUUAUCAUUUGAUCCAAGAUAUCAUGUCCCCGUAUUAAGAAUUAAUAAAAAAUUAAUUAAAAAUUCCCAAAAUUUGAAAAAAACUAUUCGAAAAUUAAUAAAAUUACAUUGUAUACCCACUGAAAUUAAUAUUUGGGAAAUUACAAAAAUUGAUGAUUUAAAAUUUUAUCAAAUUUUACCUUCUUUAAUUAUGGAAGUUAAUGAACAAGAUAAUGCUAUUGAACAAAUAAGAAUUCAAGAAGAAAGAGAAGCUCAACAAAGAGAAUAUGAAGCUGAACUACAAAGAGCAAUUGCUAUUUCAAUGGAAGAACAAAGUCAAAGACAAUUAUUUAAAGGAUUUAGGUAUAAAAGUUCCAAUAAUGAAGAACCACAAGAAGUAAGAGAAAGUUCGAAUGAGAUAGAUAAUGUUAAUAGACAUGAUCUUCCUCCUCAAGAAGAUGAAUUUAUAAAUGUUGAUGAAGCUGUAAGUGUAUGGCAAAGACAGCAAAGACAAAAUCGUCAUCAACAAGAAGUUUCGAGUCAACAACAACAACAACAACAACAACAACAACAAAAUCAAUUAAGAGUACCUGGAUCAUUUAACUAUUUAUUACCUGCUCAUGCUAAUUCUUCUGCUUCUUCAUAUAUGACAGCUUAUUGA
Molecule: messenger RNA, 2325 nt
Organism: Lodderomyces pseudojiufengensis
Lineage: Eukaryota; Fungi; Ascomycota; Pichiomycetes; Serinales; Debaryomycetaceae
Exons: 1
Coding region: 1-2325 (774 amino acids)
Source: RefSeq, a predicted model, not a curated record